Naegleria lovaniensis is the source of this 3015-nucleotide messenger RNA. RefSeq lists its product as uncharacterized. The transcript is spliced from 3 exons. Gene Ontology annotation, molecular function: RNA binding; protein binding. The record is from RefSeq and is a predicted model, not a curated record. NCBI's taxonomy places the organism in Eukaryota, Heterolobosea, Eutetramitea, Acrasida, Naegleriidae. Bases 1 to 3015 code for a protein of 1004 amino acids.
AUGAGCGAAUCGUCAUCACUCACCAAGAGAAAUCGAUCAUCGUUCGAAAGCGAUGACGAAAGUGAUAACAACGAGAGUGGCUACUCAUCAGACUCUGAACCGGAAGUGGAAGAUCAUGAUGAAUCAAAGAGGCUUGAGGAAGAGUUUUCUAGUUUAGUAGUCGUUUCUCAGAGUGAGUUGGACACCAUGGAACAGAGGCUUUCUUCAAAUCCGAUGGCUUACUAUCGUGAAUGGCUCGAUUUGAUCAAACAAUAUAGAUUCAGAUAUUAUGCAAGCUCCAAGAAUAUUUCUAAUAAGAAUACGACAGACCUUCCGAAAUCAUAUUCAUCAUUAACAAAUGAAAAAACAUACAUGAACGUUUCAGCGUUUGAAAAAUUGAGGCAAAUUAGAUGGAGCAUGUCCGAUCAGGUUCCUCUGGGAGAGAAGAGAUGGAAUGAAUGGCUCAAAGAAGAAGAGGAAUAUCUGGAGGACAUGUGUUUUUCUACAAAUUCAAAGAUGCUCAUCGGCACCGAUAAUUCAUCAAACUCAAAUAUUGAUAACACCAGGAACACCAUUUUGUUAAUUUAUGAAAGGUGUUUGUUGUGGGAGAAUCCUUCAUACAAAAACAUUGCUGACCAAUACUGUAAUUUUAUUUUGAAAUAUUACGAAGAGGAUUCAAAGAAUGAACAAUUUAUUGAGGACUCAUUUAAUUUUAUAUUUGAAUUAAUUGGAUUUAAGCCUUCUAUUUGCGACUUAUUCUUGGAAUAUUUGCAGAGAAAAGAAGAGGAGAACGUAUCCGAAAAAAAAAUGUGGAACCAAAAAAUCCGAAAUUUGUACAGAAUGCAACUCGAAAUUCCAUCUCAAAAUGUGUUUAAUGUGUGGAAUAGCUACGUGUCUUGGGAAAAAAACUCUAGCGACGAGGUGACUGCUGAAAACAAUAUACAAGAAAUGAAUGUUUUAAAAGUAAGAUGUAUGAAGGAGCUCGAGUUAAGGCUCAGUCUUGAGACAGAUCUUUCUCAAUCAGAUGAAACCAAUAAGCAAACGAACUAUCUAAACUAUGUAGAAUUUGAAGAGACAAAAUAUCAAGAAUGUAAAAACUAUUUGCAAACUUUUUAUACCGAGCAGGCUCCAACUCUUGACAUGAGCUUUGAAGAUUUGUCCGCCUUAUUGAGAGUUCAAAAAAGUAGAGUUGUUGAAUUGCUCAAAAAAGGGUCAUUCGAUUGUUGGAAGAGCGAACAAAUGUGGCAGAAAUAUUUCUCCUUCCUAGUUGCUGAAAGAUCAUAUGCUCAAAUAUUUACCUAUAUCCCAUUUGAAACAUAUGUUUCAAAAUUUGAAGAGAUUGUACCCGCAGAUCAGCUUAAUACUAUUGUGCAAGCAUGUGUGACAUCUUUCGUGGCUACAAAAAAUAAUCCUUGGAGCUCUACAUUAUGGAACAAUGUAUUGAUUGGACUUUCCUAUUUAUAUGAAACCUUGAAUCUCAACUCAACCUCUAUCACACAUUUUACAUCUAAAUUUUCUGAAUUGAUACAAAAUAUAAUGUAUCAUAGAGUUCUUGGCGGUUUAAACUGCUAUGCCAAUGACUUGGGUUACAAAGAUUUUUAUCAAGUAUUCUCCUGUUACUGUACAGUUAUGGCUAGGUUAAACAGAUUCCUUUUCUCUCAAAGUGUGAAUUAUACAAAUAGCGGAAUUACCAUACAAGACUUACCUAUCUGCCAACAGGAGGUGUUUACCGCAGCUGAACAAGGAUUUGAAAAUCUCAUUGGAUACAUGAAACAAUAUUUUGAAAAGGAUGAUUCAAAGACCUACUUGUUAGAGUUGCAGUACACAGAAUUCAUGUUAGAGAAUGAACAAGUAUUACGUGCCAAAGAGUUAUUUGAACUACAUAUCCUGCAAGCGAGCGAUUAUAAGAAAGACAUCAAAGUCUGGUAUGAGUAUAUACAGCUACUAGAGCGUUUAAAUUGGUUUUCAAUUGCUGCUGAGAAUGCACUUCAUGCAAAAACUUCUAGUAUUAGAGAUGCGUAUUUGGAAGGUGUUAAAAAUAUUGAAUCAAUAUCCAAUCGAAAAACAUUCAUCAAAUCAUGGAUUCUAUUUGAAAAAUGUAAUUGUGAUUCGUUAGAUACAGUUAUCAUGGCAGAAAAAGCAUUUGAAAAAAUCACCGUUGAAGAAGCUCAAACCAAAAAAGAGAAGAAGGAAGGAAAACGAAAGGAAAAAAUUGAAUUAAACAAGAAGGAAAAGACACAACAAACAACUACAGCAGAAGCCACUAAGGAUCAACACCCAGAAAAGCCAAAGAAGCCAAGGAAAGAGAAGGAAAACGCUGAACCAAAAUCUAAAAAGGUGAAAAUUGAAGAAAAUAUUGAUGACACAACUACAGGCUCCGCAACUUUACCAGAAAAAACAGAAGAAGGAAAUAACGAAAGUAAGACACACAAAAGCCACAACGUAGUACUUUGGAACUUACCCUACAAGAUGAAAGAAGAUGAGCUGCGUAUGAUUUUCCAAAACGAAUCAUUCGAACCUAAACGUGUGACACUUGUCAAGAAACAAAAUGGGUCAUCAAAAGGAAUGGCUUUUGUUGAGUUGACCGAUGAUUUGUCACUUCAAAAUGCGAUCCAAAAGUUUAAUGGCUUCAAGAUUGAUGAAGAAGGUCACGCUAUUCAUGCCUCAGAAGCAGACCCAAAUAAGAUGAAAAGAAUUUUACACAACCAGAAGCAGCUUGAAAAGCACAAAGGAGAUCGUGCUCCACCAAAGUUCAAACCAAGUGCUGAAAGACAAACCUCGUUUGUGGCUUCGGCACAACCACAACCAACAGCAUCAAAUGUACCAACCAAAAAACCUGCCUUUAAACCUAGAAACGUCAAGCCAGUGUCACACAGCUCAAAGUCAACAGGUUCGACUCGACCAACAUCAAAUUCUUCACCAGCUGGUGCCAGUAACAUCACACCAAAUAGUGCUGGACAAAGCGUCGGAGGAUUGAGCAACGAUGAUUUCAAACGUUUCUUACGCCCAAAUGAUAAUACUCCUCAAAAACAGUAA